Molecule: messenger RNA, 2525 nt
Organism: Pyricularia oryzae 70-15
Lineage: Eukaryota; Fungi; Ascomycota; Sordariomycetes; Magnaporthales; Pyriculariaceae
Product: CMGC/CDK protein kinase
Exons: 4
Coding region: 488-1657 (389 amino acids)
Biological process (GO): protein phosphorylation
Cellular component (GO): cytoplasm; nucleus
Molecular function (GO): ATP binding; cyclin-dependent protein serine/threonine kinase activity
Source: RefSeq, a predicted model, not a curated record
GCCCAACGCAUCCAAAAGUAAUCACUCCUUAUUUUGAUCAAAUGUGUAUGCUCGCGAUACAAACUUCAAUUGUUGGCCGAAAUAUAAAUUCGUCCCAUAAAUCAGGUGAUCAAUAAGAGGAGACUUAUGAAAUUGGGAUGACGCAGAACGCAUCGGGCUCAAAAAAUAAUAUUCGACAUUUUCCAAGCCAGCUUGCAGUAUCGAAGCUAAUGUAGGCCAGCAUUGGCCAGUACAAUACGCCGCACCUGUGGCCCCCAGACUUGAACUAGCCUCUCCGCUCUGAGUGGGACCCAUCGUGGCACGCUCGUUGAUUCACGCUUUUUGUGCCGCGUGUGCACCAUCCACUCAACGCGGACAGCUACUGUUUGUUAGCGGUGUUCCCCGUGCCCCCCGUGCCACCAACACACCCACGCCCGAGUCUGUCCAUACCACGGCGGAGAAAUUUCGCAUUGCCGUCCUAAUCGCUUAUAACCAGCUACCGCCAAACAUGACGAACCCGGAUUGGAGAGCAUCUGUGACGGCCACAGAAAGAUAUGACAAGAUCCAAAAUAUCCAACUUGGUAUCGACAAAAAUGCUGCCGCGGCGGAGGGAAAGAGUGCCUUUGCCAUUGAAACGGAAGCUUACACGGCAUCGUCAUCACGAGAGGAGUACGAAAAUGCAUGUGAUAUACUGAGGAACGCCUCGAAGCCGGCCAGCAAUGAUGAAAACGACAGCCCAUCUUUCACUCCCGCAGCCCGCCAUGGCUCAGAGAUGGCGGAAUCGGGGGUCAGGAUCGGCACGCACCAGAACUGCCAAUACAUCGCCAGCGGCGUCACGGCCGAAGUAUAUCGGUGCGACACCCGGGCCUUCAAGGUCAUUGUCGAGACGCACAACAUUGCGCCACACGAUCCGGUCCGCGAGUCCCGUAUCCUUGCGGAGCUGUCCCGGCCCUGCAUCCCACUGUUGGAGACCUUCAGAGACCACGAGCAGCGCCUGGUGCUUGUGUUCCCUUACAUGCCCCUGAGUCUUGAGGAACAGCUGCAGCAGAAAGGCGAGGCCGGGCUCACACCUGAGCGGAUACGAUCGCACUUCCGAGAUGUAUUCACCGCGCUGCGACAGAUUCACGGCAAAAGCAUCAUCCACAGAGACAUGAAACCUUCGGCUAUCCUCCUGAAGUCGCCUGACGGACCGGCAUAUCUCGCCGACUUUGGUACAGCCUGGCACCCUCAACUAUCCUGCGCCACCGAGCCGCAAGACGCCAAGAUUCUCGAUAUCGGCACGGGGCCUUAUCGCGCACCGGAAGUUCUUUUUGGUGACAAAGGAUACGGUACCGCGGUGGACAUGUGGGGUGCUGGCGCCAUGUUGGUUGAGUGUUGUCGACCUUCUCAUGUGCCGCUGUUCGAAUCCAGGGCAGCGCAUGAGGAUGGCAACCAACUAGGCCUCAUCCUAAGUAUUUUCAAAACCAUCGGAAGCCCUACAGCGGAGACAUGGCCUGAGGCUGUGAAUUUCAAGACACCGCCAUUUCGGAUGUACCAGACGAUACAAGGGAAAACAUGGGAUGACAUCUUGGACGGUGUUCAGCCCGACUUUGCUGACCUUGUUCGGGCAAUGAUAAAAUAUGAAAGCAAAACCCGAGUCACUGCCGCGCAGGCUCUAGAAUUUGACUGUCUCCAAUAAGAGGCUGCCUAGCAUAGAUCAAAUCUAUCGUGCAAUGUGCUCAAUCCACAUCAUCUGGGCGACUAGCAUCGUCGACCUUGACGUCUCCCAACUUCUUCCUUGCCUCCUCGAUCGAUUUGUCCUCGUCGUGCGGCUCGUUGUCAUCAUGCUUUCCGUGAUCGUCCUCGUGUUUCGGAUCCAUCCUCGAUCUGCUGUCCUUCUUCUGGGCCUCGACGGUUCCCGGCUUGAGCGAACCAUCCUCGUUGACAUCCUCCUUGAGGUACAGACUGAAAGUGACUGCCAGGUACAGGUCACCCGUCUUGCGGUUCCGGAGAACGUAUCUAAGCGUGUGUGAGCGCUUGGGGGGCCUAGUGAAUGACCAGGUGGAGUUAUACGCGUAUGAGAAAACAAGUCCAGUAUCCAAAUCUUCCUUUAAAGAAGAAAAACACCACACCGAGUUUGACCAGCCCUUGGGUUCCACGGAGGGCGAACAAUACCACCAAGUAGGCAAAGUCGCAACCACAGCCGACAUCCCAUGUCUCAGCCGCACAAUAUGCCGCAGUCAUAACAAUGGAAAGGCCGGCGGGUGAACUUGAAGGUGUCAAAAACUUUAAGGGACGGGAUAAACUUACCGUGCGCCCUGUCCGUCCCAAUACUUCAUGAUGGGCAAAUGGAAGCCAGGUAGCCUCAGUGCAAACUCAUUGAAAUCGAUAUAGGGGUUGAAAAAGUCGGUCGAGUAUUCCCUGCCGUACUCCCAAACCCACUUCUCCUUGCUGUCCGCCUUGAGCGCCCACUUCAUCCUGGCCUUUGCAUCAUCCGGUGCACCCGUAGACCUGCGGCUCUCAAAGCCGGCCUCAUCAUUGGCACCCUCCUCGAUCCAGAGGCCGAC